Fomitopsis serialis is the source of this 717-nucleotide messenger RNA. RefSeq names its product ChaC-like protein-domain-containing protein. The coding region runs from base 1 to 717 and encodes 238 amino acids. Gene Ontology annotation, cellular component: cytoplasm. Lineage: Eukaryota; Fungi; Basidiomycota; Agaricomycetes; Polyporales; Fomitopsidaceae. The record is from RefSeq and is a predicted model, not a curated record. Gene Ontology annotation, molecular function: glutathione specific gamma-glutamylcyclotransferase activity; gamma-glutamylcyclotransferase activity. The transcript has 9 exons. Gene Ontology annotation, biological process: glutathione catabolic process.
AUGAGCCACUCGGGCGAACGGCAGCCGUACGUCGUCUUUGGAUACGGCUCCCUCAUCUUCAAGCCCCCGCCGCAUGUAGUAUCGCAGCAUCCGGGAUUCUUGAAGGGCUAUGUACGCCGCUUUGCCCAGAAGUCGCAUGACCAUCGCGGCACGCCGGAGAACCCUGGCAGAGUAGUCACUCUAGUGCAUAAGGAGGACUGGGACGCGUUCUCCGGCUCUGAUCCGUUUCCGGACGAUGAUGUCGUAUGGGGCGUUGCGUAUAUCAUAGACCCAAAGUACGAGUCGGAGGUACGGGACUACCUCGACUACCGCGAGAAGGACGGCUACUCGUUAGAGCAACUCGACGUCUUCAGUCUCGUAGACGGCCACGAACAAGUCGUUUUCCACAAUUGCUACGUGGGACAUAACACCAAUCCCUCAUUCAUCGGGUCCGAACCCAUAGAGCAACUCGCGCGAAAAAUUUGGGAGUCCGUCGGGCCGUCGGGUCCUAACAAAGAAUACUUGUACCACCUCACUGAAGCGGUCCGACAACUUGCCCCCGAGUCGCACGAUUCGCAUCUGUUCGCGCUAGAGGUGACCACCGAUCGCACCCUGAUCACGUAUGAAAUGACUGACGGUGUCCAGACGAGAUGCCGCGAGCUUGACGCAGACAAGGACGACAGCAGCGCAGCCAAACAUCCGGAGAUCGAGGGUACAAGACCGCUGCAGCCCGAGUGA